Melitaea cinxia (Glanville fritillary) is the source of this 573-nucleotide messenger RNA. RefSeq lists its product as uncharacterized. The record is from RefSeq and is a predicted model, not a curated record. Bases 1 to 573 code for a protein of 190 amino acids. NCBI's taxonomy places the organism in Eukaryota, Metazoa, Arthropoda, Insecta, Lepidoptera, Nymphalidae. The transcript has a single exon.
AUGAGCACUCUCUUGUACGGAGCGGAAACGUGGACGUCCUAUGCGAAGCAAGAACGCCAGAUUAACACUUUUUAUAUGCGCUGCCUACGGAACAUCCUGGGUAUAAGUUGGAAAGACAUAGCGACCAACGAGAGGGUUCUACAAAUAGCGCGGAUGCCCAGUCUAACUGCCAUGCUUAAACAGCGUCGGCUGUGUUGGUUGGGGCAUGUACACCGGAUGGACCCCUCUCGACUUCUGCGGCAGAUUAUGCUUGGCGCAGUUGCGAAUGCAAGGAGGGAUGUUGGGAGACCUUUGCUCCGUUUUAAAGACUGCACCAAGCGCGAUAUGGUCGCUUUUAACAUAAAUCACAACAGCUGGGAAAAAUUAGCCGAGAACAGAGACCAAUGGCGUAAGAUCGUGAAGGAUGGUCAACAACAUCAUGAUGAAGCCUGGUUUGGACUCUUAUCGGACAGGAGAAACAAAAAACAUCAAAACAGUGACAUCAAUGACACGCAUCUUUUCCUUUUUCGGUGUGUGGUAGAGUCUGCCGCUCCCGUUUCGGCUUGUACAGCCAUCAGAAAAAAUGCUCUUUAG